AUGGCACACAAGCCUCGCGUCUUCUACCCUCUCAAGGGAAUCACCUACUUCCUCUCAAACCCUGGUCUCUGGCCCCGUGUUAUUAUCCCCUUCCUGAUCCUCGCUGCCAUCACAAUCACCCUCCUCAUACUCGCAUUCACUUACCUCCUCCCCUUCCAAGUCGACUUCUUCCAAGACCAUUCUUGGCCCUCAUGGCUGGCCUACACCGUCGCUGUCUUCCUCACCUUGAUCGAGGCUGCUCUUGGAGCACUCAUUGCCUACCUCGCACUCAUGCCCCUCUGGGAAGACGCACUGUUUGACGCCGUGUUGAGGAGCAGGAAGCUGGGAUACAUCAUUGAUGCUGCCCACGGUGACUACCGUUCGUGCCUUCAGGGAGUCCUUGCAGGUGUUUACAUUAUUGCCUUCCAGUCCAUUGUCCUCUUGGUCUUCCAGGUUGUGUCGCUGAUUGUGCUUCUCCCUUUGCAUGCGGUCCCGGUUGUGGGAACUAUUGUCUACUGCUACCUCAAUGGCUGGGUCCUCUCCUUUUCCAAGCGCAUUCAUUACGAUGUUGAGCUGUGCAAGCUGGGAGUGAACCAGUCAAGAAAGUAUGCAUGGAAGCACCGGGCAGAGUUCUGUGAGUUUGGUGCCGUGGCCGUGCUGCUCGAGAUGACGCCCGUGCUCAACAUAUUGUUCUUCUGGACCAACGUUGUCGGUGCCGCACUUUGGGUUGCUGAUGAGAUCGAGGAGGCAAGAAGACAGGAUCGUUUGGCAGUCAGAGCUGCUAACAGUCAAGAUUCGCACUAUGUCACUUUCCGCCCUUACGACUCGAACGUCCCAGGCUUGCCCACGGAGCCUCUGCUUGGCAGCCACCCCUACGACACCUACGGAGGUGCAGCUCAGCAGCAGCAGCCUUCCCAAUACCAGGCAAAGCAGCCUCAGCAAGGAACCACUGUCCGUUACUAA
This is a messenger RNA of Linnemannia hyalina, 942 nucleotides long. The record is from the annotation of a GenBank genome assembly. NCBI's taxonomy places the organism in Eukaryota, Fungi, Mortierellomycota, Mortierellomycetes, Mortierellales, Mortierellaceae.